Molecule: messenger RNA, 738 nt
Organism: Branchiostoma floridae (Florida lancelet)
Lineage: Eukaryota; Metazoa; Chordata; Leptocardii; Amphioxiformes; Branchiostomatidae
Product: glutathione S-transferase 1-like
Exons: 5
Coding region: 116-730 (204 amino acids)
Biological process (GO): glutathione metabolic process
Molecular function (GO): glutathione transferase activity
Source: RefSeq, a predicted model, not a curated record
UUUGUUGGACAUGUCACCCGGGUAUUCUGUUAUGCAAAUACUACUACGUGGUGUACUGGAAUCAAAGCUCUCCCUCUCUCUCUCUCUCUCUCAAAUACUCACGAUCUAAAACAAGAUGCCGACUUACAAGUUGACAUACUUCAAGGCCCGAGGUGUAGCUGAAUUUGCAAGACUGCUUUUCGCAGCGGGCGGGUUAGAGUACGAAGAUGUGCGAGUGGAAGGCGAACAGUGGCAACAGCUCAAGCCAAAGACUCCGAUGGGACAGCUGCCUAUUUUGGAGGUGGACGGGGCCAUGAUUUGCCAGAGUAAGGCCAUUGGAAGGCUGAUCGCUAAGAAAAUCGGUAUGGCAGGGAAAACAGACCUGGAGGCGGCCAGAGCCGACAUGAUCACAGAUGGCCUGGAGGACCUUAUUGGGCUAAAGAUGAGCUUCUUCUUUACGGAGAAGGACGAGAAUAAGAAAGAAGAAAAGAAGAAGGAGUUUGUAGAGAAGAUCCUUCCGUCGGCUCUGGACCUCUUUGAAAAGCUUGCGAGCGCGGAGGGAUAUUUUGUCGGGAACUCGUUGACCUGGGCUGACGUCAACUUCUUCAGCCUCUUCAACGGCUUCAUCAACCGCUUCAUCCCUGGGGACCAUCUCAAAAAUCACGUCAACCUCAACAAGGUCAUGGGGAACGUCUCAUCCAACCCUGGCAUCGCGAAAUGGCUGAAGGAGCGACCGGAAACCCAGUUCUAAAAUCUCAU